UUCAGUCGUCUUAAUCCUGUUUUACACUAUAUGCAAGCCCAUAAUUGGGGUAAAAUUAUCGAUAUGGCAUGGCUUCCUUUGACUUCAUUCACUGCUGCCGGACAUCCGAAAAGUUCAAUUUCAAAUGACUAUGGCGAUACACUAGAGGAAACAGCUGCUGAUCGGUUGCUUGGACAUCUUAUUGUCGCUUCAACUGAUGGUUUUGUUCGGGUUGUGCCGGUUGCUCGGCAUCUUGUCGAUCGUACUCAGCCCGUCUCUAUAGAUGAGGAUUACACACUUAAAUGCUCUCCGAGUGUAGAUGAAUUCAUAUCCCCUAUUCUUAUUGCUUAUGACAGCCUUUUACCACCAUGUCGCUAA
Molecule: messenger RNA, 357 nt
Organism: Protopolystoma xenopodis
Lineage: Eukaryota; Metazoa; Platyhelminthes; Monogenea; Polystomatidea; Polystomatidae
Source: the annotation of a GenBank genome assembly